UGUGUGCGGGAUCCCGGGGAGCGGAGCAUCUCUCGGGUUCGCCCGCGUCAGGCCGCGCUCCUGCUCCCCCUCCGCUUUUCCCUCACCGCUAGCCGGGCCGGGCCGCUCGGUUCCUUCUCUCACGCGGCCAUGUCGUCACCGUCCUCUGGAGAGCGGUACGAAGAGGAGGAGGAGGAGGACGGGACCUACGAGAGCCACGCCAAGCGGCUGAAGCCCAGCACGGCCGCCGAGGAAGGCGAGAUCGAGUACAGCGGCGCGGAGGAGACCGAGAGCCGGCGGGACAAGCCUGGACAGCCGCGCGGAGGCGGCUUCUCGGGCGGGGAUGCUGGGGGAAGCCACCACAAGGUUUCUGUUUCGCCUGUGGUCCACGUGCGAGGGCUGUGUGAAUCAGUCGUGGAAGCAGAUCUCGUGGAAGCCCUCGAGAAGUUUGGAACCAUAUGCUAUGUGAUGAUGAUGCCCUUCAAGCGCCAGGCCCUGGUGGAGUUCGAGGGCGUGGAGAGCGCCAAGAAGUGCGUGAGCUUCGCGGCCGAGGAGCCCGUCUACAUCGCCGGCCAGCAGGCCUUCUUCAACUACUCCACCAGCAAGAGGAUAACCCGCCCUGGCAACACUGAUGACCCUUCUGGGGGCAACAAAGUCCUCCUCCUGUCAAUUCAGAAUCCCCUCUACCCCAUCACCGUGGAUGUUCUGUACACUGUGUGCAACCCUGUGGGCAAAGUUCAGCGCAUUGUCAUCUUCAAGAGGAAUGGAAUCCAAGCUAUGGUUGAGUUCGAGUCGGUGUUCUGCGCCCAGAAGGCGAAGGCGGCGCUGAACGGGGCAGACAUCUACGCGGGGUGCUGCACGCUGAAGAUCGAGUACGCGCGGCCGACUCGCCUCAACGUCAUCAGGAACGACAACGACAGCUGGGACUACACGAAGCCGUACCUGGGCCGCCGAGACAGAGGGAAGGGCCGCCAGAGGCAAGCUAUUUUGGGAGAGCACCCAUCAUCAUUUAGACAUGAUGGUUAUGGGUCCCACGGGCCCCUGCUGCCCUUGCCGAGCCGCUACCGCAUGGGGUCUCGGGACACGCCGGAGCUGGUCGCUUACCCCUUGCCCCAGGCAUCCUCCUCUUACAUGCACGGUGGAAACCCUUCUGGGUCAGUGGUCAUGGUCAGUGGGCUGCAUCAACUAAAGAUGAACUGCUCCAGGGUCUUCAACCUGUUCUGCUUGUAUGGCAACAUUGAGAAGGUGAAAUUCAUGAAGACCAUCCCAGGCACAGCACUGGUUGAAAUGGGUGAUGAGUAUGCUGUGGAAAGGGCUGUCACACACCUCAACAAUGUCAAGCUCUUUGGGAAGAGGCUUAACGUCUGUGUCUCCAAGCAGCACUCAGUAGUUCCCAGCCAGAUCUUUGAGCUGGAGGAUGGCACGAGUAGCUACAAGGAUUUUGCCAUGAGUAAGAACAAUCGCUUCACCAGCGCCGGCCAAGCCUCCAAGAACAUCAUCCAGCCUCCCUCCUGCGUCCUGCACUACUACAACGUCCCCCUCUGUGUCACUGAAGAGACAUUUGUCAAGCUGUGUGAGGAUCACGAGGUUCUGGGCUUCAUUAAAUACAAAGUGUUUGAUCCAAAACCUUCAGCCAAAACACUGUCUGGACUGUUGGAAUGGGAAUGCAAGACAGAUGCAGUGGAAGCUCUCACUGUACUUAAUCACUACCAGAUAAGAGUCCCAAAUGGCUCCAACCCUUACACCUUGAAGCUUUGCUUCUCUACCUCCUCCCAUUUGUAGAGAAGAGGGCAGCACGUUCAGAGCCACGGUCACCCGGAUCUGCAAGCCUCCAGACUACACUUUGCUCACCAAGCUCCACCAGUGGUUGUUCUGAUGUUGCCUUGUUUCCACUCUCUUCUAAUCUCUUUGCUCUUGUUUUAUAAUAAUGGAUGUUCCUUCAGAAAUACAACAACAAAACCCCAGGGUUUUAUUUCUUAU
Dryobates pubescens (Downy woodpecker) is the source of this 1959-nucleotide messenger RNA. RefSeq names its product heterogeneous nuclear ribonucleoprotein L like (gene HNRNPLL). The transcript is spliced from 13 exons. Bases 130 to 1761 code for a protein of 543 amino acids. Gene Ontology annotation, cellular component: nucleus. Gene Ontology annotation, molecular function: mRNA binding. NCBI's taxonomy places the organism in Eukaryota, Metazoa, Chordata, Aves, Piciformes, Picidae. Gene Ontology annotation, biological process: mRNA processing; regulation of RNA splicing. The record is from RefSeq and is a predicted model, not a curated record.